AAGAAGGACGAACGGAAUGAAAGAAAAAAGAAAAGCGCGAGAAAGAGAGGGGGAGGGGGCUGAGUCGGUUCGGCGAGUCGAGUGACCGAGUCAAAUAUCCAAAAAAAUCAAUCUCAAAACCCACCCUUCCAAGUUCCAGCCCACACCCAAACGAUAAAAAGGAAAACACAGGGGUGGUGUGGCAAUAGCAAAAUAAUGGUGAACCAGCGGAUAAUUGUUACUAUAACAACAUCUGCCUAUCCUUCUCUAACCCUAAAACCUCUUUUUCUUUUUAACCCUUCCAUUCCCAUCUCUUCCCUUUCUUUCUUUUCCCCUUCUCUACGAAAAUCCUUUUAUUCUUUUUCACAUUCCCACCUAAUCUAUUUUACCUUCCGCCUUCUCCUUCUCUCUUUCCUCUUCUUCUCUCUUCUUUUCUCUUCCCUGAUUUCCUCGGUUUCUUCUGUACGGUUAGCUCAAGAAGGAUUAGCGGUCUUGCUAGAUUAUCCUUCUGGUAAAGUUAUUUACCACCAUGGAAGAGUCGGGUAGUCGGUUUAACGGUGCAAAUAAUGCUGUGAGGAAGAAGAGGAGUUCUCGUCGGCCUCGUCCUGAUUCGCUGUCUUAUACUGAAAGCCAGAAUCACUCACCAUUGUCAUCGACACCACCUUCGGAUGAUGUGAGCAAAGUCUCCAGUGAUGAGAAUGCCGGUGUCGAUGCUAGUUCAAAGCGGAAAGAAUUUAAUCUUAAUCAACAUGUUUCUAGGAUUUCUCCUGACAUUGGUUUUGAAGGUGACAAAUCCCAUAAAAGAAAGAAACAAGAUGGAGGGUUCAAUGUAUUUUACGACAAUGAGCCCGGGCGAAGCGGGUCAAAUAGUAAGCGUUCUAGCAAGGGUGUACUUGCCCCUGCUAAUUGGAAAAGCAGUACCAAGGAGAAAGAGUGGUCGGAAUUGGAGUCAAGAGAUGCGGAGAUUCAGAGUUCAACACAAGAAGCUGUUAUUGAUAAUAAUGAAAGCAAGGUUAAAAAGGUCAAGCUCAAGGUUGGUGGAGUUACUCGCACAAUUCAUGCAAACUCGACAGUUAAUGGAUUGCCGGGGACUGGGUCCUCUGCAAGGAAGAACAGUCUCCAGGUGGGAAGUAGCAAUGAUGGGCACUCACCUCCAGGUAGGAGUGGUUUGCAAGGUGUACCCUGGAAAGAUUUCUCCCAAGGUGGUUUUAGACUUGGGAAGGAGGGUUCUUUGAUGGGAAAGACAUCUGGAAAGAAUGCCUCUGGUAAACAAGGAGACCAUGCCGGCACGGUUCGUAAAAACAAGCGGGCCCCUAAGAGACGUCUACUUGAUGGGGAAUUCAGUGAAGAUGACAAUGAUGAUGAGAUUCGUUACUUGGAAAAACUUAAAACUUCGAAGAUUAGUCCAGCAUAUAAGGAAGAUGAUGAUGAACCAGGCAAGAAGCAGAAAAAACUCUCCAGGGUUUCCAUCAUAGAAAACUUUGGCACUUCAAGUUCUGCCAAAGAUGAGAAAAGGAAGCAUAGAUCAGAUAGGGUUUCUGAGGAUACCGAUUAUGAGGAGGAAGAUGAACCAGUAACUGAUAGUGAGCUUGAAGGUAAGAAGAAAAGGAAACAAAGGAAAGAAUCUGUUGAGCCAUCAAUGGAGAGUAAGAGGGAAAUAACUCUCACAACACGUCAACGGGCUCUUCAGUCUAGCAAAGAUGCCUCUUCUGCGCCUGCCUCAAGCUUAAUUGAGUUUCCAAAUGGUCUACCACCUGCCCCAUCAAGAAAGCAAAAGGAGAAACUCUCGGAAGUGGAGCAGCAGCUAAAGAAGGCAGAGGCUGCUCAGAGACGAAGGAUGCAAGUUGAGAAGGCCAAUAGGGAAUCUGAGGCUGAGGCUAUUAGAAAAAUACUUGGCCAAGACUCUAGCAGGAAGAAGCGGGAAGAAAAAAUCAAAAAGCGUCAGGAAGAAAUGGCACAGGAGAAGGCUGUUAAAGCGGAGAUGCUUGCAUCAAAUACCAUCAGAUUGGUCAUGGGUCCUGCAGGAACAACAGUAACAUUUCCCAGGGAUUUGGGUUUCCCUAGUAUAUUUAACUCCAAACCCUCUAGUUACCCUGCUCCUCGAGAGAACUGUGCGGGUCCAUCGUGUGGUAACCCAUACAAAUAUCGAGAUUCGAAGUCGAAGCUACCUCUUUGUAGUCUGCAGUGCUACAAGGCAAUUCAAAAACAGCAGAUGGCUGAAACUACCUGCUAGUGUUGCUGAAAAUCCAGCACUUCCCUCUUGUGCAUGUGGUAAAUUCUGCACAUUUAUGUUCCAUUUCAACCCAGGGACGGAUUAAAAAGUAGAGCCAAAUGCAAAUUUCUUUUUGGAGUAAUAUUAAUGUAAUUAUUACAGGUACAAGAAAAUCUUAGUUGUGCUUAUUUUAGUAUAAUCCAUAAAUAAAAGAUUUCCUCUCCAUUCCAAUCCAGAGAGGCUACAAA
Molecule: messenger RNA, 2439 nt
Organism: Gossypium raimondii (Peruvian cotton)
Lineage: Eukaryota; Viridiplantae; Streptophyta; Magnoliopsida; Malvales; Malvaceae
Exons: 7
Coding region: 509-2212 (567 amino acids)
Biological process (GO): chromatin remodeling
Cellular component (GO): Ino80 complex
Source: RefSeq, a predicted model, not a curated record